Messenger RNA from Annulohypoxylon truncatum, 2843 nucleotides. Its product is annotated as ankyrin. Gene Ontology annotation, molecular function: protein binding. Gene Ontology annotation, biological process: protein localization to ciliary inversin compartment. Lineage: Eukaryota; Fungi; Ascomycota; Sordariomycetes; Xylariales; Hypoxylaceae. Bases 305 to 2509 code for a protein of 734 amino acids. The record is from RefSeq and is a predicted model, not a curated record. Gene Ontology annotation, cellular component: ciliary inversin compartment. The transcript has 2 exons.
CCACCCGUCAAUUGGUUCAGAUUCUAGAAUCCCCAGUAGUUUCUCGCCAACGGGACUAUGCAGGGAUCCACCUCGGCCACUAACACCCCUGAACAGAUCUCAUGCGCCGAGUUGGCCCUCUCUACAAAAACCCCACCGAUUCCAUGAGCCGCCUGCCUUGUUCAUGAUGGAUAAGGUUUUCUCUCUUGCUAGUACGUUUUCCCCUGCCGGGAAGGAGCUAUAUUUCAUAUAGCUCUCGAGUCAUUCUAAAAGUUUCUUUAUUUUCCUGAAUUCUUUUUGAUCGACUAUCGCCCCGGUCGUCAAAAUGAAUUCGGCCUCGCCCACCACUAGCGCCUCUACGAAUAGAGGGGGCCGCCCUAAGGAUUGGACUGAACCCCGCGCUCGAAGACUGGUACGACUCUACAUUUAUACAAGAUUACCUUUUGAUCUGAUAUUAAAACUCUUGGAAGACGGUGUUUGGAAGCCUGGGUAUGAUGCUGCCAACAAAGUCAAAAACCAACUUCUCGGUAAUGAUCCUCGAUGGAUAAGACCUAAAGAUGACGACGACGAGAGAAGACGCAUCGCGGCCCUUAAGAAUAGCCGGCGAGGAGUGAAACUUCAUCACAGAACGUCUACUUCACAUCCUGCCAGAAGCCAAUUCAAUGCAUGUAUUCCUGGGUGCUACGAUGAGGAUAGUCUGACUCCUGCUCAAUCGAGUUACCAUUCUUUCGAGAAGUCCAACACCCCCACUCCACUCAAAUAUGAGACGAACUCCCCUACUGGCCAAAUUGGAGCCAACAUUCCACAUUUUGGUUACGAUGAACAUGACGCCCAAAUAUACCCUCCUUGGAUUACAAGUGGCAUGGGUGGCUCUCGUCAAGAUACUGGCCUAACUCAUUCUACCGAAACCAGCAUGAGUAGCAGUUUUUGUGAGAAACUUUCUACCGUGUCUCGAGACCAAGCGAAAGGGGCCUGGCGCGUAUUGAAACAGUUCACCUUCCCCAAGGAUGCAGAUCUACAACGAGAAUUGUCCUUCUCUCCAAUUGUCUCCCCCGGAUCGCAAUCUCAACCUACUCAGCGAGGCUCCCAUAACCUUGGUGGGUCGGCCGUCUAUGCUCCAUUUAGCGCGAGGUACGCUGUGCCCGGUGAUUUCCUAGAUGUGGAUUUGGUUACUAGGAGAAACUCAUGCGAGUCUGGACCUGCAUCCCACGAGAUGGGUAUCUGCUGGUGCCGGAUCGCUGACGACUUAACGUCAAUCCAGCCUUUAUGGUCGACUGAUGGAUUUCAGCUUUCUGCUCGUAACAAUUCUUCCGACGACGUCUAUCAGGUAACGGACGCUUUUGGCAACACGGCAUUCCAUCGUCUUGCUGCUAUGGACGCAAACCGAAUGUAUUUCCUCAGUCUCAUAUCUCAAGCGCUUGCAACCCCACACUCAUUAGUUCGUGCCACAAAUACCGCCGGCCAGACAUUUCUGCACGUUCUCCACCAGUCUUGGUUUGAUGAAGUUUCAUGCCUGAUACAGCUUCUUGACAUUGUUAAGGCCCAUCCGGACUUUAACAUCUCGGCAAUAGAUGUAUACGGGCGUAGCUUUUUCCACCUGCUACAGAACAAAAGAUUAGAUUCCGCUCGUAUUCCGGCACACUUAAUUAACUGGAACCUACUCAAGCGGCGUGAUGCCUUCGGAGUCGAGCCCAUGGAAUCUCGAUCAAGGCACAUGGAGCUCGGUACGUCACAGAUGCAGCGUAGUGCCAGCCCAAUGAAUGCGAGAAGCCCGAUAAUCGAAAUACCUUCCGGUCGUGGAGACGAAUCUCGAAUUCGACCCCAAGCCGAGCUUUUGCGGAUAGUCGUUGACGCUGUUAAAGUCGACGGUGUCAAUUCGACAAAUCCAAAUCCUCGGUCGGAAGAUUCUCGCGGACGCAACGCAUUGCACUGUCUUGCGGAAGUCAUGUUAGAUGUGGAGAGCGUCCAAGGUUCUGCCCAGGAAAAUCAACGACAAAAGAAACGUAAACACAAUGAAGAAGACGGAGAAUCGAGGCCUCAGAGCAGUGGCAGCAGUAAGAGAUUGGAAUAUCUCGAAGGAAUUCUGUCUGCGAAAGUCGAUGUCAACCACUACGACUGCGAAGGACAAACCCCCUUGAUGGCAUUCGUCAAGUAUCGGCCGGAAGAUUCUAGGUCGGAGAAGGAAACCAUGGAGAGGAUAAUUAAAAUGCUUUACAGUGCCGGCGCCAACAUAGAGGCACGGAAUCGUGAAGGAGAAACAGCACUUCACGUCGCCGCUCGCUUCGGGAAGAAAGUCGCAUUGAAGGAACUUCUUCAGCUGGGCGCUAACCCAUACGUUCGCGACGCCUGCGGCUUAAGCGUACUCGCAGCGAUUGACGACCGCUGGGCCAACGCCGAAGAUGGCGUGCAAAUUGCGCGCUUAGAAGCUUGUCGGGGCGUCUUCACUAGCGUCGUGCCCGCCCCGGCCCAGGAGCCCACCGUGUUACAGGAAUGGGGGUUAAGGCAACCAUCAGCUGGACCGUCACGGUAGUUGGUGAUCCCUACUUCGCCACGAGAGAUGAUGUAUGAUUAUCUGGGCAGGCAUUGGUCUUGGUUUAUGCCUAGGUAUAUCCCUAGGUAUGGUUUCUGUAGUUUGAUACCCUUGUAUUAUUUAUCCAGGGCGUUUGGGGUACUGUAUAUUACUUAUACAAUGGAUAGACCAGGCGUGCUUUAGUGGGUUAGUCACAAUCAUCUCGUUCCAAGUCGAGCAAUAUCGAAGCAUUCACCGUCGUCGUAUUAUUUUAUAGUAGCAUACGAUUAGUAUAGCCAUGACAGCAUCCAGGUAGGUGUUGGAAACUAAAUGAAGAAUUGUUGAUCAGCCGAAA